AUGGAAAGUUUGUGGGGGGGGUUUUCCUUCCUGAAAGUUAACGCAGGGCUGUUGUUGCGCGCAUCCAACAUGACAGAUACAGUAACGGACAUCACGGCUGGCAGUGAUUCCCUGCUGUGCUGGUUACUGCAAUGAAUGGUAACACUGUCCAGCAGACCACGAGCACUGCAUCAUCCGUAGCACCUCCUUGUGGAUGGAGGGAGUUCUGCGAGUUGCAUGCCAGCACCACGGCCCGAGAACUUGCCCAGCACUACCGGCGCUUCGUCAGAGAGUGGCCGGUGCAGGAUGUGGUCCCGCCGGAAAGUUUCUCGAAGCAGUUCAGCGCCCUCUUCCAGCACCACUUCAGCUGCGAGGUGGCUAAAGAUGCAGAACCCGCCCUGCGGCCACCACCGCCUCCUCCCUUGCUACCCAUGACUGGCCGCUUACGCAUCACUUCCUUCUCGGGGGUGCUGGAUUACCGGGAGACCAUGCGGCCAGGAGUGACUCCGCUAGUUGCUGUGUUGACACCCAAACCAGAUGCCGCAGGCGUCCCUAGAGAACAGGAGCAGUUGCUGCGAUGCUCUCCUGCAGACACUACACGCAGAACGCGGCAUCAUAGCCAGGAAGACGAACACCUGGAGCAGAGGACUGGGUCUGAACGAUACUCGCCCCCUUUGUUUUCCUUCCCUUCCCGUAGUGACGUAACCAACUUUUCCAUCAGGGGAUUUCGAGAAAGCGUAUGCCGAUUCUUUAAGAAUUCCCCCCAAACUGAUGAACCUUCAGGUGGUUGCCCAAGGGACGAUUCGAUCAAGGGGGGCGGACCCUCAGCGACUGUUGAAUGCACCUCUCAAACCCCACCUCAGACUGUGCAGGUACCCGCCCAUUGCACUUCGCAGAAGGGUGCGCGGUGGGAACGAUGGAAUCUGUUGCGAACUAUGAGACAGAGGCAAGAGACAGGAAGUGUUUGUAAAGAGGGGCAGCUGCGGUACCUGGAGGUGGAUGACACUAUCUCAGACACACCCCCGCUUUGGCUGCGCUGCCACCUGCAGGUCAGGAGGAUCAACGAGCACACUGCUAGUGAGAAGUACCAGCUGGAGCUCUAUGACCCACCCAAGGACUACAAAACUCCAAAGCUUACUGUACCCUGUUCAGACAUCCAAGAGAUUCGACGCUGUAAUCGCCUAGAGAUGCCAGACAACAUGAACACAUUUGUCUUAAAGGUUACUGGUCAUCCGGGUAGUUUUCUAUUUGAGGCCGAUAAUGAGCAGCAGGUGAGCUCUUGGACCACAGAGCUCAGAGAAUGCAUCACCAGCAGGUCAGAUAGUGUGGAUGGAGAACCGUUUCCUGUUAGCGACUCACUCAACGCAGCUUGCAGAGGGAGUACAGAGCCUGGCGGCCAGGGCGAGUCACGUACACAAACGCACUCUCUCUUACUUAAAUACAAGGCAAACCUCACUAUGACUGUUGCACAUAUUUCUGUUCAUGUCUGUAUUUAUAUUGCAUUUUCCACUGUUUUUCUUCCUUUGCAGCAUUUGCGUCUAUCUUUAACUGAAUGGGGUCAGUGCCGUGUGCAGCACCUGCGUUUCCCAUCAGUCAUGGACAUGCUGAGUCACUUCCGCAACUGUCCCAUCCCGCUGGAGUGCGGCGCCGCGUUUGAAGUUAUGUUGGCCAAUUAUGUGCGGCUAAACCCCACUCACGCAGGUCAGAGUUCGGCUAUCGGCUCUCCGGUAUUGGUGCCCUUCUCUCGCUGGAGCUCAGAGCCGAGUCUAGCUCACUGUAGUCCGGAUUCAUGCCCUCACUCCAGCCCCUCCACGGCCCAGUCGUUAGCAUUAUCCGCGCUCCCGCAUCGCACACCCUCUUUGUUUCCAGACCGCCCCGUUCCCGUCCCCCUGCACCGGAGCGAGUCGGUGGGCCGCAGAAACCUGCUCCGCCACCCCAACCCACUGCCGCCCCUACUGCCCAACCAGGACUCUGACUACGAACUGGAGCCACCCGACAGGGGGCGCAAGAGAGCCAUCGACAACCAGUACAUGUUCUUCUGACAGAGACAGAGGAUGAAAAAGAAUAAAGAAGCCGCAGAUGAAAAAUGCUCCAGAAUUCCCGGCCGGAUCGAGAGCAUCCGGCAGCCAAACGGAGAAAAGAGUUGGAGUCGUGCGAGAUUACGCACGAGACUCGGGGUGGAGGCACCUGCACGUGAACGAUACAGCCGGACACCUGACACCCAGCCCUGCCAGCUGUCUACCUUGUGAAUGUAUUAUACAGAUGUUUCACUAUCAGAUCGGUGUGUAUUGUAGAAUAGCUCAGAGGCGUUGUUGGAUGGGAACGUUUGGCGAUGGCUGGUCAGUAAGUUGAACACAAACCAAGGGUCGAGUCAAACACGUCCGUGUCUACACUGGAAACGGACAUCGCGACAACUUGAGGCCGUCUACACUGGAUACAUUCACAAUCAGCUGUAAGCUCAAGUCUAGAGUUUAGUAAUCAACGAUUACUAAAACGACAAUAAAAUCAGUUUGUCGAUCAGACAAAAAAAAUUGUUAUUUUCGACCGAAAUACAGUAUAAAAUUGAUUUUGCAUGUGAUUAAUUUGAUAACUAAUUUUUACGAUCGUAUUCCUACAACUGCAUAUUCUUAUAGUAGAAAUAACAAAAUUAUUAAAAUUAGCAUGUCAGACCAGAAGGCUAGACUUUAGCGAUUAUUAAAAUCACGUCAAAAUCCUUUGAAUAAAAAGCGUUAUUUUCCACAGAAAUACAUUAUGAAAUUGAUUUUGCAUGUGAUUAACUAUAUCAUUAAUUUUACAUAUGGUUAUAUUCCUACAACUGCAUAUGCAUAUUGUUAGAAAACAAAAUCUGUAAAAUUAGUAUGCCAGACCAGAAGGCUAAACUUCAGAGAUUGGAAAAAUGACAAUAAAAUCAGUUGAAAAAGAAAUCAUCAUUUUCAUCAGAAAUCCAUUACAAAAUUGAUUUUGCAUGUGAUAAUUUUAUAAUUAUUUUUAAGUAUGUUAGUACUCCUACAACUGCAUAUGCGUAUAGUUAGAAACCAAAAAUGUUUCAAGUAUACCAGACUAGAAGGCUAAGCUUCAGCAAUUAAGAAAAAUAACAAUAUAAUCGGUAGUAAUAAUCGGUAAUAGUCGGGAAAAUAAAUCUUUAUUUUUAACACAAAAUUAUUAUUAUGAAUAAUUUUAUAAUCAAUAUUAAUUAUGUUAGUAUUCCUACAACUGCAUAUGUAUAUGGAUAAAAAUGUUAAAAAAUGAUUCAAAUUAUUAUGUCAGACCAGAAACAUCAUGAGCUGGCUUUGAUAUAAGGGUCAGAAGUUAUUUAAACCUGUAAAGAAUACAAUUUAUACAAAUUUUUUAAUAAAAUCACUUCAUUUUAGAUGUGUCUGGAGUCAGAAAUUGAGAAAUGGGGCGUCCACAUCAGGUGCUCACAGUGUAGACCGCUCCGGAGUCAUUUAGUUUUGUCGCAGGUGUCCGGUGUAUAUACGGUGGUAAACAUCCAAAAGAUUCAAAUAGUUUUCAGUCUGCCUGCACACACACACACGCACACACUUUCAGAUUGUUUAUUUCAUGUUCAGUUGUAGUAAUACACAGGUUUCUUUAUGUUUUGCGUAGUAAAAAAAACAAAUAAUAUAGAUCGUAGAACCACAGUUUUACGUCAACACAGCAAGUCUUGUCAUCUUGGAUUCUAGAGGUUUACAGUUUCAUCUGACCAAAGAGCAAAAUUAACCAAACCAGACCGGCAAUACGUUUUGUUAUGCCUCAAUCAUCAUAUUUUAUAAUGAAUUUGUUUUACCCUGUGACUUCUUUCUUUCUAUCUGUUUUAACACAUUUUAAUACUAGUGGAAAUACUACUUUUAAACUAACAGCAACCAAAUCUGACACCAUAAAUAGUUGAUUUUAAGCUAUUUGUCCAUUGUUUUUCAGUAAGCGUAUUACAAAAAAAAACA
Messenger RNA from Sinocyclocheilus anshuiensis, 3920 nucleotides. RefSeq names its product SH2B adapter protein 3-like. Gene Ontology annotation, molecular function: transmembrane receptor protein tyrosine kinase adaptor activity. The transcript has 7 exons. Gene Ontology annotation, biological process: intracellular signal transduction. The record is from RefSeq and is a predicted model, not a curated record. Gene Ontology annotation, cellular component: plasma membrane. Bases 132 to 2021 code for a protein of 629 amino acids. NCBI's taxonomy places the organism in Eukaryota, Metazoa, Chordata, Actinopteri, Cypriniformes, Cyprinidae.